Manihot esculenta (cassava) is the source of this 2043-nucleotide messenger RNA. RefSeq names its product splicing factor U2af small subunit B. NCBI's taxonomy places the organism in Eukaryota, Viridiplantae, Streptophyta, Magnoliopsida, Malpighiales, Euphorbiaceae. Gene Ontology annotation, biological process: mRNA splicing, via spliceosome. Gene Ontology annotation, molecular function: metal ion binding; pre-mRNA 3'-splice site binding. Gene Ontology annotation, cellular component: U2AF complex; spliceosomal complex. The record is from RefSeq and is a predicted model, not a curated record. Bases 117 to 1112 code for a protein of 331 amino acids. The transcript has 6 exons.
CCCUCGUAGCUGAUUUAAACAUCCAUCUACCUCCUCUGUUUCUGAGGCAGAAAAUUUCUUCUGCAACUCGCAAUUUCUUGUUGCAGCGAUUCUUCUUUGGAUCGAUCACAUAAAAGAUGGCUGAGCAUUUGGCGUCGAUUUUUGGAACGGAGAAGGAUAGGGUUAAUUGCCCAUUUUACUUCAAAAUUGGUGCGUGCAGGCAUGGAGACCGAUGUUCUAGACUCCAUAACAAGCCAACUAUUAGUCCUACGCUUUUGCUUUCGAAUAUGUAUCAGCGUCCCGACAUGAUCACUCCUGGAGUUGAUGCCCAGGGUAACCCAAUCGAUCCCCGCAAGAUCCAGGAGCACUUUGAGGAUUUCUAUGAGGAUCUUUUUGAGGAACUAAGCAAAUAUGGUGAAAUUGAGAGCCUGAAUGUCUGUGACAACCUUGCCGACCACAUGGUGGGGAAUGUGUAUGUUCAGUAUAGAGAGGAUGAGGAUGCUGCAAAAGCACUUCAGAGCCUGACCGGGAGAUUUUAUGCUGGUCGUCCCAUCAUUGUUGAUUUCUCCCCUGUGACGGACUUCCGAGAAGCCACCUGCAGGCAAUAUGAAGAGAAAUCGUGCAACCGUGGUGGCUAUUGCAAUUUCAUGCAUCUCAAAAGAAUCAGCAGGGAGUUGAGGCGUCAUUUAUUUGGGAGGUAUCGACAAAGGUCUAGUCACAGCCGAAGUAGAAGCCCUUAUCGGUAUAGCAGCCGAAGCAGAAGCCCUUAUAGGCAUCGCAGCCAUGAAGAGUACUAUCAUGGUGGUCGUGGUGCUGGUAGAUGGUAUGAUGAUCGGGAUCGUUAUUAUGGAAGUCGGAGCAGGAGGCACAGGAGUAUCAGCCCUGACCACUGGAGAGGACGAAGUAGAAGCCCCGGUGGAAGGCGUGAUAGAAGCCCUGUUAGGGAAGGCAGUGAGGAGAGGCGUGCUAAAAUUGCCCAAUGGAACAGGGAAAGGGAACAACAGGAAAGUGCAAAAAAGGUCAAUACUGACAUUGGCUGCAAUAACCAUCAAGGUGGUGAUAAUGGCUAUAUGCAAAAUGGCAAUCAGGAUCAUGGAUAUCAGCGGUUUCUACCACAGCAAGGAGUAUAUUGAUAUAAAUCAAAUUAGAUGUCUGGUGGUGUACAGGUUCACAGUUUUGUCAUAUGGAAUGUGAAAUGUCUUUUGCAUCUGUCAUCAUUCAUAUACUGCUUGACUGCGUGAUUGAAUGCAUACCUCUCAAAAGAUUUGUUGACCAAAUUUAUUAUUAACUUGUGUCUGUUAACUUUAGAAAUCCAUAAUGACUAUAACGGUGAUCAUUUGAAACUUGAGAUAUUUUCAAAAUCAAGCGUUCUGAUUAUGGCAAAUGCUUCCAGUUUUACUUGUUUAAAAGUUUGGCAAUUGAUUUUGAAGCAAUUAUUUGCAACUAAGAUACCAUUGUUUAUGUUAGUAGUGAUACUGUUCUCCCAGAAUAACAAUGAGGCAUUUUGUGUUUUCAUUCGAUGCAUGCUUCUGCUGUGUGUGAGCAUUACAGUCAGGAACUCUUGUGAUCAAUGCACUUUUCAGGCUAGUAACCAUUUUUAUUCAAUUUUCUGUUCUAUAUCGGAUAUUGAUCCUGUGUUAGAUUAUAUAGCUAUUUAAAAAAUAAAUAAAAAGGAGAAUUUAGUUGAGAGCUUACGUAUUUGAAUGAGUUUUGCAGGUUCAGGUAUCCCUGCUUCACAAAGUUGAGUUUUUUGUUUUAAUAGAGGCUACUGUGAAACUUGUGUACAGGUUGGUUGCUGUUGGAGGAUGGAUUUACAGGAUCUAUCAGAUGACAUGGCAAAAGCUGAUACAACUGGAUUGCUCAGGUAGUUAAGAGGAUUUUCUGGCGUUUGGUCUUGUUGCAGGUUAGGUGCUGUGAUCGCAAUCUGCUGCUGCUGUGUUGGAUGACUUCUUUCUUUAUGUCUUUUUUUUCCCCUUCUGAAAAAAAUGUAACUUUGACUGUUGGAUUAUUGUUGAUAUGAGUUUGAAUAUGGACAUAUUUCUGAUUCCUGACAAGUUUUUUUGU